UGGACCAUUUUUUUCUGCUGAUGAAACCAAGUGCUUGCUGACACAAUUUUAUUUGCACUUUUGGAUUUUAGGUUUUAUUUGUGGGGGGGGAGGUAGAAGUAUAGAUAUUUUAAAUUGAAUUGGACACAUGGACUUAUUUUUGGUGAGGAUGAGUUGUGCUUGCAGUGUGUAAAACAUUCCUGUGAGCAUGUUUCUGCUGUUACUGACAGCAUAAGGGAAGAAACUGAUGAACAACUUCAUUUAUUGAAAUUGGGGUUCAAAUUUUAAUCAUCAUUGAAAACAAAAACAAAAACAAAAAGACAGAUACCGAAGGAUGACUGGAUAUCACAGGACUAUGAUCUGAUAUGUGGGGAUCCUCCCCGGACUCUGGGACGGAAACGUAAACACUGCAGACAAACAGACAGAUCAGCAGCGUGCUGUCCGAAGACCGGGCCUGACGCACGGAGACGGACAGACAGACAGACAGUCUGAUGCCAACUGUCUCCACUGUCAAUCUCACGGCACCACUCCUCCUCCUGUUGCUAUGGGCAACCCACCCCACCAUGGCAACCAACUGGCUCUCCCUGGCGAGGCUGCCUCGCUCCAGGCCCGUGUCCGGUGCUGCCCCGUGUGCGCGGCUGAGGGGGCUGACCCCGGGGCAGGUGGGGGUGUGCAGGGCGCGAGGAGAGGUCAUGGAGUCCGUACGCAAGGCCGCCGAGAUGGUCAUAGAAGAGUGCCAGCACCAGUUCAGGAAUCGACGCUGGAACUGUUCCACCACCCAACGUGGGAUCAAUGUAUUCGGCAGAGUCAUGAAUCAAGGGACUCGCGAGGCGGCCUUUGUGCACGCUCUGUCCUCAGCGGCCGUGGCGAUGGCUGUGACCCGAGCCUGCACCCGCGGGGAGCUGGAAAGGUGCGGCUGCGACAGGAAGGUCAGGGGGGUCAGCCCCGAGGGUUUCCAGUGGUCGGGGUGCAGUGACAACCUGUCCUACGGCGUGGCUUUCUCCCAGACAUUCGUGGAUGAACCAGAAAGAGCCAAGGGGCUUUCAGCGGGGCGCCCACUCAUGAACCUCCACAACAACGAGGCUGGCCGGAAGGCCAUCCUUCACAACAUGCAGGUGGAGUGCAAGUGUCAUGGCGUCUCCGGCUCCUGUGAGUUGAGGACCUGCUGGAAGGUCAUGCCCCCGUUCAGGCGCGUUGGUGUCGUGCUCAAGGAGCGCUUUGAUGGAGCCACAGAGGUCCGCCUGACUCGUAUAGGAUCCAGGACAGCCCUGCUCCCCCGUGACCCGCAGGUCAAACCCCCCGCUGCCAGAGACCUUGUGUACCUCGCUCCGUCUCCAGACUUCUGCCAUCUCGACCCCGACAACGGUAUUCCCGGGACUGCUGGUAGGAAGUGUAACGGAACCUCUCGACUGGCGCCGGACGGCUGCGAGCUGGUGUGCUGCGGGCCGGGGUACAGGGCGGGCCGGGCCGAGGUGGUGCAGCGCUGCUCCUGCAAGUUUUCCUGGUGCUGCUCGGUCCGCUGCCAGCAGUGCAAGAACACAGUCACCAUUCACACCUGCAGGGUCUAAGAGGGGCCGGACCAGAACAAAACGGCUGAGCAGAAAGAUCCCCCCCCCCAAAAAAAACCCACCACUCACUCGUGAACACAGGACGGGAUGAAGGCAACAUAGGCAGCGACGCACAAAAGUAUCACACAUUCUUUCCAAAUGUUAAUCCAACUCAUUUUAGUCUGAGUCAUUGCGGCGGGAGUUAAGUUUGAGGAUUCUGUUGUAGAAGCUGCAAAGUUAGAACACAUGUAGGAAGCAAGCAACAAUGACAAAGCAUCAACAGUAAGAAAGGUACAAACAAAAGCCCCUGUCAGGUGGGCAGGAACAGACACGCAGGUAUGAACACACUCCGAUAAUCUCGCAUUAAACUGACAAAGCUUUUUAAAGCUGUACUUAACCACAACUAACUGGGGAAUUUUGCAGCACUAUUCCUAUUUGAUGCAAAUGAGUUGCAUCAUAGACUAACAGGUCUUUGAAGAUUUACGGUAUUUAAGUUUAGGUUUAUUUAUUUGUAUAGCCAUGUCUUUCGUUCCUUUCAGCAGAGAUCUUAAUUAGCAAAUAUAACUUCUACUUACAUUAGUAUCAGUCUUGUGUUUUGCCUUCUCACCUCCAUGUGAAGCUCUUCUCUAUGUUCCUGCACAAGCUUUUAGGUCUGUGCAAGAAGUCUAAUAAAUAUGGUAGUUUUAUCCAAAAUAA
Molecule: messenger RNA, 2222 nt
Organism: Pungitius pungitius (ninespine stickleback)
Lineage: Eukaryota; Metazoa; Chordata; Actinopteri; Perciformes; Gasterosteidae
Gene: wnt4b
Product: wingless-type MMTV integration site family, member 4b
Exons: 9
Coding region: 471-1547 (358 amino acids)
Biological process (GO): multicellular organism development; canonical Wnt signaling pathway; cell fate commitment
Cellular component (GO): extracellular region
Molecular function (GO): cytokine activity; frizzled binding
Source: RefSeq, a predicted model, not a curated record